GGUGGCAGUGCGCAGACUCAGCGCGCGCGCGCGUUACUCAACAGGAAACGAAGAAGAAGAGCGCGCAGUUUACAAAGUAUUUCAUAACGCAUUUCAUAACAUAGGUGAGUUUCAGUUAUUGUGCUGAUGGAUGUGGGGAAGGAAAGAGUGAUCGCGCUGGUGGACAUGGACUGUUUCUAUGUGCAAGUGGAGCAAAGACUCAAUCCCGAGCUCAAAAACAAGCCCUGUGUUGUUGCGCAAUACAAGACAUGGAAAGGCGGAGGCAUUAUAGCGGUGAGUUAUGAAGCCCGGGCUCACGGUGUCACCAGGAACAUGUGGGCCGACGAUGCCAGGACCCUGUGCCCGGAUCUACAGGUGGCUCGGGUCCGAGAGUCCCACGGGAAGGCGGAUCUCACUCAUUACAGGGAGGCGAGUGUGCAGGUGAUCGAGGUGAUGUCCCGCUUCGCCGUCAUCGAGAGAGCGAGCAUCGACGAGGCGUACAUGGACCUGACGGCCAGCGUGGAGGAGCGCCUGAAGCACACGAGCGCUCGGGACGUCUCGCCGCAGCUGCUCCGCAACACACACGUGCAAGGCUUUCCUCAAACACACACCGGUGAUCCCGGCGGCGGCGGCGGCGCGGUGCAGGAUAAAGACGCGCUCCAGGCCGCGGGCCUCCUCCAGUGGCUGGAUCAUCUCUCCUCCUCUCCUGCGGAUCUGCGUCUGGCUCUCGGCGCGCUGAUCGUGGAGGAGACGAGGGCCGCCGUGGAGGAACACACGGGCUUCCGCUGCUCCGCCGGCAUCUCACACAACAAGGUGUUGGCCAAACUGGCGUGUGGUUUAAACAAGCCGAAUCGGCAGACAGUGCUGCCCCUGGGCUCCGUCCCGCAGCUCUUCCACACGCUCCCCAUCAGGAACAUCCGUAACCUGGGAGGGAAGCUGGGAUCCUCCAUCACACAGACUCUGGGGGUGGAGAACAUGGGAGACCUCCUGCGCUUCAGCCGGGUCCAGCUGGAGCAGCUCUUCGGGGAGAAGACGGGGCCGUGGCUGUUCGACUUGUGCCGAGGGAUCGAGUUUGAGCCGGUGAAGCCGAGACAUCUUCCCAAAUCCAUCGGCUGCAGCAAGAACUUCCCUGGGAAAACCUCUCUGGCUUCCAAACAGCAGGUUCAGCACUGGCUUCAUCAGCUCGCCCUCGAGUUAGAGGAACGCCUGAGCAAAGACAGAGACAUGAACGGGCGAGUGGCCAAACAGCUGACGGUGGGCGUCCGGCAGGCGGGAGACAAGAGAGCCAGCAGUUUCUCUCGCUGCUGUGCGCUUGUGCGAUACGACGCCACCAAGAUGACCUCAGACGGCUUUGCUAUCAUCAAGAGCCUCAAUACUGCGGGCAGCCACCAGGAGGCGUGGUCUCCUGCCUUGACUUGCCUUCAUCUGUCAGCCAGUAAGUUCAGUGAUGUACCUUCGUCCUCCUCAGGAGGGAUAACCAGCUUCCUGAGCAGCGACGCAAGUUUAACUCAAUCCCCCAAAACACAGCCGGCCCCCAGGAGCCCCGGGGCCAUCCAGUCCCUGUUCGAGAAGGCAGCCGAGAGGAACAAGCGGCAAGCGGAGGAAGACGCGUCACACACUCCUGUGGAAAACACACCCAGCCAGUGCAGGUCGCAGAAAGCCUCUGGAAUCGCUUCUUUCUUCCAGAGAAAGAGCCUGGAGAAAAACCUCGGGAUCUCUAAAGGAAACGGGCAGAUGCGGACCAAAGACGAGGAUCUUCAGGUGUGUGUAGAGCCGAGCUCCUCCAAGGAUCUUCAGGUGUGUGUAGAGCCGAGCUCCUCCAAGGAUCUUCAGGUGUGUGUAGAGCCGAGCUCCUCCAAGGAUCUUCAGGUGUGUGUAGAGCCGAGCUCCUCCAAGGAUCUUCAGGUGUGUGUAGAGCCGAGCUCCUCCAAGGAUCUUCAGAUGUGUGUAGAGCCGAGCUCCUCCAAUUAUCUUCAGGUGUGUGUAGAGCCAAGCUCCUUCGAGGAUCUUCAGGUGUGUGAAGAGCCGAGCUCCUCAUUGGAUCUUCAGGUGUGUGUAGAGCCGAGCUCCUCCGAGGAUCUUCAGGUGUGUGAACGCUGUGGUCAGAAGGUGCUGGUCUGGGAAAUGCCUGAACACACAGAUUAUCACUUCGCUCUGGACUUGCAGAAAUCCUUCAGUUCCUCGGCCUCCAGUGACGGUCCCGUUCCCGCCAGAGCUCCUCUAUUGUCCCAUGGGAAGAGCAGAACACGGAUCCAGAGCGGCCCGCAGGCCAAGAGAGCCCGAGUGCUGGGAAACUCUGGCACAUUGGACUCCUUCUUUAAGAAGAUGUGAGAUAUUCAACAGCACUUUACCUGGACAAGCUUUAUAUACGAGCAGGUUUUGAUUAGAAAUAUUUGUGAUUUUCAAAUGUUUCGUGUUUUAAUGUAAAUAAUAAAAAGUUGUUGUACAGAA
Molecule: messenger RNA, 2430 nt
Organism: Rhinichthys klamathensis goyatoka
Lineage: Eukaryota; Metazoa; Chordata; Actinopteri; Cypriniformes; Leuciscidae
Gene: polh
Product: polymerase (DNA directed), eta
Exons: 10
Coding region: 127-2310 (727 amino acids)
Biological process (GO): response to radiation; error-prone translesion synthesis
Cellular component (GO): nucleus; replication fork; site of double-strand break
Molecular function (GO): damaged DNA binding; DNA-directed DNA polymerase activity
Source: RefSeq, a predicted model, not a curated record